AUGCCAGCGGACGCCGAACUCAGCAGCCUGCUCAGCAGGCGGCAGAGGAUCAACAACGAGCUCGAGGAAGGCAAGGAGGUGAAGAAGCAGUACAAGUUCGUGAACGUGUACACCGAGUUCCACGAGUUGUCGCGCCGCGAGAUCAAGCAGUACGAGCAGACCUUCAACAGAUUCGAUGAUGGACGUGAUGGUUACCUGGAUCUUUCUGAACUGAAGCGAAUGAUGGAAGUUUUGGGUGCACCGCAAACACAUCUGGGACUCAAGGCGAUGAUUCAGGAAAUUGACGAGGACGGCGACGGCCGCAUAUCCUUCCGCGAGUUUCUCCUGAUCUAUCGCAAGGCACGUGCUGGUGAGCUAGAACAAGACUCCGGAUUGAGCCAACUGGCUAGACUCACCGAAGUUGACGUUGAUGAAGUCGGUGUUACCGGAGCUAAACACUUCUUCGAAGCCAAGAUUGAACAGCUCAGGAAGUCUUCGAAGUUCGAGGACGAGAUUCGCAUGGAGCAGGAGGAACGGAAGCGAGAGGAGGAGGAAAAGGCGGCGAGGCGAGAGCAAUUCCGACAGAGAGCCGCGAUCUUCGGCAAAUAAUUGCACGGCAAAAAUCACGGAAGAGCGGCGGGAGCAACCGGCUCGAUUGCUCGUCGUUAGAAUGCGAAGACGGAUUGCCUUGAAUUGUUUAGGUUUAUUUCCGAUACUCGAAGCCAGUCACGCGAUAUCGGCGUCGUCAACGACCGAUGCCGUAAAACAUUUAAGUGCGACGACUGGAAUCGCGCAUUGGCGAUUGUUAGGAAGGAAUUCGAGACGAGGAUUGAAAUCACGGUACGGUUCCGAUGAAUUCAACCUUCAGCGUGUUGAUCUGAAUGCGCGGAAAAGAAAUGCCGAUUGUUUCUGCCUUUACGAACGAACGAACGAACGGAUCAGUUUUACGUGCUCGAAUGGCAUUGAGCUCAGCGAAAUUGCGACGCUUUCGAUCCUCGAUUCGAAGACCGCGUGGAAUUCUUGCUAUGCCACAAUUCGGACAUAAUGAACGUUGAAUUAUUUCCACAAUUCCGGGAUUGUUGAUAAUUAUAUGACAAGAUAUAGGUAUGUACAAUAGAAUAAUGAAAACUAUAGAUAUUUUGGAUUGUCAAAAAUUUUUAUUUUUAUUUUCUUUAUUUUAUUACGUUAUUGUUUGUUAUGCCUGUUUAUGGGCAACUUGUGACACAACGUUUAUCAUGUCCGAAUUUAGCGUUUAUCAUAUUUGAAAUAUUGCAAAGAGUCUCUUAUGUUAACGUUCGUGUAAUCAUAUAAAUGUGAAUUUUAUGUAGAUAAGUCGUACAGAUUUUAGAAGCUAUUGUUGUCCGGUAAAGAUUUUUCAUGUAGGCAAUAUUUUGAGAGUUGUCACGAAGUUCUUACUUUAUGACAAAGAUUUGCAUAUAACGCGCAAACUAAAUUUUUACGUGUAAAACAGCGAUUCGUAAUCGCAAUCACGAUGUUAUUGUGAAAUUACAAGUAGUGCUAAACAAAUGUUGAAACGUUGAAAAGCAUUAAUUAUAUGACAUGUUGUUUGACACAUAAAUGUUGAUGUGCAAGGAUGCAAAUUCCAAUAAUAUUUAAAGAUGUUAAUUUCUGUUUGCCGCGAAUAUUAAACGGUUAUUACGUAUGAAAUUUUUAAUUCUUUAAAAGAUCCGUCAUUUUUUAUUUUUAAUAAAUAUUCAUAAUCCAUACUUUGGCAGUGUUUGAAGAUAAUAUACAGAAACCAAUGCUAUGUUAUUCAAGACAAUGGCCUUAAAUAUUCUUGAUGCAAAGUGUCCGAUAGUGUAAAAUUUGGCGGCGCAAGUUUUAUUUUAAUAUGACAAUUUUGUAAUAUUUGGUUUUCUUCAAGUUUUUUAAAUAUUGCAUUUUUUGAUGAUGAAUAAUGACAUUCAAGUUACACAGGAAAAACGUGUGUAUGUAUACAUAUCAAAUUACAAGUCAUUUAAUUUAUUCAAAUUUAUUAAAACACCAAUCAAUUUAUUCUUUAAUUUUGAGUUCAUUUAAAUUGAGAUAUUAGAAGACAUUAUUUAUGUGCAAGUGUAUAGAAAUUUGACAACAGAUUUUUAUCAUUACGUUAGGCCUCAUUUGUGAUGCUGACAAGUGUUGUGUUUUGAUGCUCUUGAUUGAUAACAAGAUAAUUGUUACAUCCAAUCAGCACGUAAAGCGUUUUCUAUUAUUAAGAUAUACUUAAUGUUAUAAACUCUUAUGUAAACUUUUAUAUCAAAAACAUUUUGCAAAUUUUGAACACGUUCACUAAAAUUCUGUGACAUAAUGUUCAUAUAUGAUUUUUUACAAAUAUAUGUUAUUUUUUUACAUUUCUGCCUGAUAUUUAUUUAAAACACAGAUAUACAAAAAUGGUGAUAAUGAAGCGUUAAAAAUUUCGUUUACAUUAAAUAAUGCUUUUUACUCUGAUGCACAUUGUUCUACAAUGUAUGUAACUAUGCUGAUAUUUUUACUGUUACAAUGUAUAAUAUGCUUUUAUGAUACAUAUAUUUUUGGUGACAUCCUGUAUAUAAUAAUAUCAGAAAGUCUCGUGCAUUUCCAUUGUGAGGACUGUUUAGAUCUGUAAGCUAUAGAUUGUAAAUAGGCUUAUUUUGUUGCGCCAAUUUCUACAAGUGAAUAAAACAACUUAUAAUAACGUUAUGUAUACAUGUAUUAUUAUUGUAUUAUAUAAAAUCGCACCGUGUACUGUUUUACCGUUGGAAUAAAUAAAAUAUAGCUCAAUAUAAAAUACAAAGUAAAGCAAAA
This is a messenger RNA of Ooceraea biroi (clonal raider ant), 2763 nucleotides long. RefSeq names its product EF-hand domain-containing protein D2 homolog Swip-1 (gene Swip-1). Gene Ontology annotation, molecular function: calcium ion binding. NCBI's taxonomy places the organism in Eukaryota, Metazoa, Arthropoda, Insecta, Hymenoptera, Formicidae. The record is from RefSeq and is a predicted model, not a curated record.